Messenger RNA from Aphanomyces astaci, 912 nucleotides. RefSeq lists its product as hypothetical. Bases 20 to 781 code for a protein of 253 amino acids. The transcript has a single exon. The record is from RefSeq and is a predicted model, not a curated record. Gene Ontology annotation, molecular function: serine-type endopeptidase activity. NCBI's taxonomy places the organism in Eukaryota, Oomycota, Saprolegniomycetes, Saprolegniales, Verrucalvaceae. Gene Ontology annotation, biological process: proteolysis.
UCAUUUUCCAAUUGCCGCCAUGAAGUUCGCCCUCGUCCUCGCCACCAUCGCCGCCGCCGUCCUGGCCCAAGACGCCUCCCCCGACAACAACUUUAUCGAGAUCGUCGGAGGCACGGAGGCCGCUGUGGGCCAGCACCGGUACUUGGCGGGCCUCAAGGCGUCUGCCACCGGCACGUCUAGCUGCGGGGGCAGUCUGAUCGCGCCCAACGUGAUUCUCACGGCGGCGCAUUGCACGGGCCACAAGCUGUCGUACGUAGUGGUGGGCUCGCACUAUUUGUCGGGAUCGUCCGACGGCGUGCCCACCAAGGUGGUCAAGGAGAUCAAGCACCCCCUCAACAACCCCAAGACCUACGCCAACGACGUGGCCAUCCUCGUCCUGGACCGCAACAUCACGACCAUCGCCCCCGUCCGGGUGUCGUUCGAGACGGUUCCGGCUAACGUCCUGACGUGGGUGCGCGGGUGGGGCACCACGUCGUCCGGGGGCGCGCAAUCCAGCGUGCUCAAAGAGGUCAGCGUCAAGUCCUGGGACAACGCCAAGGCCUCGAUCGCCCUCGCGCCCAACAAGGUGGACGCCACCAUGCUGGCUGCCGGGGGACUCAAGGGUGAAGACUCGUGCCAGGGCGACUCGGGGGGACCGCUGACCAUCGAAGACGCCGCGGGCGAGCGCCUCGUGGGCGUCGUGAGCUGGGGCAUUGGCUGCGCGGUGCUCAACAAGCCUGGCGUGUACGGUCGCCUGAGCACCGCCCAAGCGUUCAUCCAGCCCUACUUGCCCAAAACCUAGAACCUCCGCGUACCGUACUUGGUGGAUGAACACGCCAACUAGACGGAUAUUGCGUGUAGUGUAUAUAAUACCGUGAUGUGUUUGAAUGUAUAUGUCGCAAACGCUGGUGCGGUUGGAUUUGAAUUGUGUAA